Molecule: messenger RNA, 1754 nt
Organism: Anoplopoma fimbria (sablefish)
Lineage: Eukaryota; Metazoa; Chordata; Actinopteri; Perciformes; Anoplopomatidae
Gene: tspan2a
Product: tetraspanin 2a
Exons: 8
Coding region: 139-798 (219 amino acids)
Cellular component (GO): membrane
Source: RefSeq, a predicted model, not a curated record
GUUCCCAUGUUUGGAUGGUGAAGCUGUGCAGGUCUUCAUCAUCAUUGCACGGUUGAUGUCCAACUGGGAGACGUGAGGAUUUUAUCAGAAUAACAUCGUUCAGAGAUCCGGAUAUAUAUCGACAAAUCAGCCGACAUCAUGAGCAAAGUGCAGGGAGGGAUGAAAUGCGUGAAAUAUCUGCUUUUCGUUUUCAACUUCAUCUUUUGGCUGUCGGGCCUGUUGGUGCUGGCUGUGGGACUUUGGCUCAGAUUUGACCCAGAGACGGUGGAGCUGCUGAACGGUGACGGAGCGCCCGACACCUUCUUCAUAGCCGUGUACAUCCUCCUCGGUGCCGGAGGGCUGAUGAUGAUCGUCGGGUUCUUUGGUUGUUUCGGUGCUGUACGUGAGUCUCAGUGUCUUCUAGCGUCGUUCUUUGCUUGCCUUCUGAUAAUCUUUGGAGCAGAGAUAGCUGCUGGUGUGUUUGGAUUCAUAAACAAGGAACAGAUUGUUGAAGAAGUCCAAAAGUUUUACAGCAGCUCCGUCUCUGACUCCACCAAUCCGAAUGGCACCGCUAUCGCAUUGAUUUACCACAAAACUCUGAACUGCUGCGGAGGUUCCACAUCAGAGAUGACUCACGAGCUUUGUGCAGGGGCAGAGGAGAACACCCAGGACUGCCUCACUGCAAUAACAGAGUUCUUCAACGAAAAGCUGCAUGUUAUUGGAUACAUUGGCAUUGGGAUUGCAGGAGUAAUGAUCAUAGGGAUGAUCUUCAGUAUGGUUCUGUGUUGUGCCAUCAGGACCAACAGGGAGGUUAUAUAGAUGGUGAGUUGACUCCCCCACCCCCCCCUCCCUCUCAACAUCUCCACCAGCCAGCCCGCUACACUCUCACUGCUCACUGACCCCUUCAUAAAAACCCGUCUGAAGGGAAACACCAAAGUCACAUUUCACUGUCAUCUCUCACAGUCCAGAGUGAUCUGGUGGGGGGGGGUUCACUGAACACCACAUUCCAGUUGUCCACGGGCCAAAUUCAACACGAUACGCUGGACCGUUAUCCUCACACCUUCUCCUCAACUCCACCAGCACUGGAAAUUAUAAUUUUGUAAUCUUCUACGUAACUCACGCUCUGCUUUCGGCACGACUCUGUGACAUUCCUUCUUUUCUUUUUUUUGGUCACACAGUGCUGCACUGUUAGCUCCUAGUCCGCACAGGAAGCCUUCUUUGACACAGGAAUGUCGUGACCGCUGUAAAUAUGGACAGCUAUUUUAUGCACCUGCUGUUAACUUUAUUUAUUGUGCCCUUUCUAGCCCGGUUUCUGUAAUCAAUACUACUUUGUGUGCUUAAAUGUUUUUGAGGACUAGCCAACCUUUCGCUGAGUAGAUUUCCAUUAUGUGCCUAUUUAGUCCAACACGAAACAAGCCUCCAGCUAUGGCACUAUUUACCUAUACCGUGUGAUUUUAAUGUGUACAUAUUGGUAUGUACAAGUAUUUCUACUUUAAAGCACAAUAGAGGAAGCGUAGAUGUGAUAUCAACCCAAAGGGUUAGGGAAGGUCUGAUGAUAAACUGCCACUCUGUGAAUUCAUCUAAAAAGGUCAUUGAUAACACUUCUGUAUGUCCGGAGCUCCUCUGGAGCACGUGUGAACUGUAACAGUGAGCUAGUUUGCAUUUUGUGUGAAUUCUUUUGGAUGUAAAUUUUGUUGGUGUGCCAAUAAGAUGUGAAUUAUAGAAUAAUAUAGUUUCUGCCAUGAUGUUAACCGUAAUAAAGACAAAUACUGGGU